This is a messenger RNA of Racocetra persica, 130 nucleotides long. NCBI's taxonomy places the organism in Eukaryota, Fungi, Glomeromycota, Glomeromycetes, Diversisporales, Gigasporaceae. The record is from the annotation of a GenBank genome assembly.
GCUCAAUUGGGAAUACUUAGCAACAAAAAAGAGUAUAUGGAAUUAGCAAUUAGUAAAAUAAAAGAGGAGAAUUUAUCAGUGGCUGAUGCUAUUGAUCAUAUUCUAAGAAAUGCUGAAGAUAAAGAAAAAC